AUGAAUGAGGUUGAAGGUAUACCCCCAUCGGAACUAAAGAUAAAAAGUGGUUUAGAACCUCCUGAUAUCAAAAUCCAGUCAGAACCAAGUGCUAUAAUCUAUGAAGAUCUUAUACCAGAGAAUCUCGAAAAGCAUCCAACAUCCGACUGCAACAGAUGCAAGAAGAAGUUUGCACAACUAGGGCCAAAACCUUUUAAAAUGUGUGAGCAUUGUCGAAUAGCUCAAAGACAGAGGACGAAAAGGUGGCAAAAGAAAACAAAGGAGAAAGAGGGUGUCUGCAAGAGGUGUGGGACCGAGCUACCUAUGGAUAAUCCAAACAAUUACGUCCUUUGUGGAAACUGUCGGAAAAUCUCUAACAAAAAUAAAUCUGAGAGAUAUCUCAAGGGAAAAUGCAUACAUUGUGGGAAUCCAAACAUGGGUGAUAGUGGAUACAAAGUAUGUCAAACGUGUAGGGAAAAGGAUAGAAUUAGAAGGCUAAACCUAUCAAACGAAGGUCUUUGUAAUAGAUGUUCCAAGGAAUUGCCAAAGGACGAAAGCACUCACCGUGUAUGUUUGAAAUGCCGAAUAAAGAAGAGGAUGAACUCAGGCCACGCACAUUAUAAUCCAAAGUCCAUUCGAUCUACGGAUUCAAAUAAAUUGCCUUCCCAGUUGACCACGCAAGGAGAUACCACCUUGUACACUGAAAUCGGGGACCUAUAUACAGCUAAAUGUGAUUCUGAUGCCCGAAAUAAUCAAACAGCAGGGAAAAGACAGUUUGAUGCGGAUCAGCUCAGUUCGAAAAGACAAAAAAUGGAGCCUACCCAUCCACUUGGUACUUCUUCACAGAUGAAAGAGCAAACUAAAAGCUGUGAGGUUGAUAUUUCUGUUUACGAAAAGGAGCUUACAGAGAAAUUAUUGUCAGAAACUUUUAUGCAGCAAGACCACUCCGAGCUCAAUCAGCAAUUGAAGCAACUUACACGGUAUACAUCACAUUCACAGCAGGAUAACGGCACACUUGCAGAAGAUGACUCUAAGUUUGACGAUCAAUCAGUUCUUGUUGAUUUGAAUGGAUUAGGUGAUUUAGAUAUAGAUUACCAUAUGGAUGUGAGUGAUACCAUCGGGGGUCAUCAUAAUACAAACGAUUGUAAUGUUAAUGCCGAUCAUGACGAAGAAGAAGAUAAUGACGACAAUGGCGACGAAGAGGAUGACGAUGAUUAUGAUGAAAACGAAAAAAUGCUUAGGCAUGUCCGAGAGGUUCAAGCGGGGCUGUUGUCCAAUACAUCAGAGCCUAGCGAUGCUGAAAUUGCUGCUGCUGUUGAAGCGGUUGCGGUUGCAGCUGCCGUGGCACGUGGCAACAAACAAAAGGAUUCUUGA
Messenger RNA from Pichia kudriavzevii, 1353 nucleotides. RefSeq lists its product as uncharacterized. NCBI's taxonomy places the organism in Eukaryota, Fungi, Ascomycota, Pichiomycetes, Pichiales, Pichiaceae. Bases 1 to 1353 code for a protein of 450 amino acids. The record is from RefSeq and is a predicted model, not a curated record. The transcript has a single exon.